AUGAACGCUGUGAUCUCGGCGAGCGACAUCAAGACGCUGUACAGUGCGUUACACUGUCUGAGUCGAUUCUCAGAGACGUUCUGGUUGCAAUGCAGCUCGCGCAACGGCGAGGCGCACAUGCGACUGUCAGCGAUCAAUCCGACAAAUUCGGCAUUCUGCAUGUUCGCUUUCGAUGCGGAUUUCUUCCUCAACAUCUCCACCGAGUCAAAGGAAAAGAUCGAAUGUCAAAUUCAACUCAAGAACAUACUCGCCAUCUUGAAGACUCGAGGACGAAAUGUCGAACGUGUUUCGCUCAUCGUUAGCACCGCUCCAGCAUGCCGAUUUAGCAUGAUCCUACACUGUCAGCAUUGCAUCUUGAAAACGCACCAUUUCAGUUACUCGCCCAAACGAGGACUUGUGCCGAGUGCCGAUCCGAAUCCGCGCAACUUUUUCUCGCUGAAUGCUUCUACUGCCACGGAAUGGCUCGAGCACUUUCUCUCGUCGUCGCGCUCAGGCGAGUUGUGCCUAGUGUGUACACCUGACACAUGUACCGCUCGGUCCAAGCAAGAAGACCUACCGGACCUCAAAGGCGGUCUGCGCAAAUCGAUCGCUACGCAAGUCAACAUCGGGAUGGACGAGUUCAAAGAGUACUGCGUCUUGGAGCAUGUCUCGAUGACGUUUAGUUUGCGCGAAUUCAAGGCGACCGUCUCGCUCGCUGAAGCAUGGCGUGUGCCGUUCGAGGUCAACUUCAGUUCGGCCAACGAGCCCAUCUUUGUUAGGAUGCGACUCGAAUCUGGCGUCGCUGCAGAAUUCGUGAUUGCUACAACUAACGCCGAGAAAGCCACUCAAGCCUGCGCUCCGGAUCCUCGCAAGCUAGCCGCGUCCAUGGCUCGUUCCACUCCGCGCUCUCCAUCCCCACCCGCGCUACCUUACCACUCCACCCCGCUCAUCCCAAUCGACCAUCCUGACCCACUCUUCUUUCCUUCCGCUUCCCAGCUCUCGCCUCAUCCCACUCAACAGUCCUUGGUCCAACCAACUCCUGUAGCGCAAGGUGGCGACCCUACCGAGUUCCUCGACCCGCUCCGCUCUCGCUCGCAUUCCCCCGUCCUCCCCACCCAGAUCCAUCCGCCUCCUGUCGCGCGAAAACGCUUCAAACCACUCUUCUAA
Mycosarcoma maydis (corn smut) is the source of this 1146-nucleotide messenger RNA. RefSeq lists its product as uncharacterized. Gene Ontology annotation, biological process: DNA repair; cellular response to ionizing radiation; mitotic intra-S DNA damage checkpoint signaling. The transcript has 2 exons. The record is from RefSeq and is a predicted model, not a curated record. NCBI's taxonomy places the organism in Eukaryota, Fungi, Basidiomycota, Ustilaginomycetes, Ustilaginales. The coding region runs from base 1 to 1146 and encodes 381 amino acids. Gene Ontology annotation, cellular component: checkpoint clamp complex.